UAACGAAGCACAGUUGUAACGACUGGGCUCAAACGCAGCAUUAGCAUUAGCUAGCCUGUGAACACAGCAGCUGUCACACUCGUGUGGGCACCAGGUGGACGCGCAGCUCACGACACGCACUUCCGUCUGAAGAGGUUUUCAGCCAUGGCACGUGGGCAUCAGAAAGUUCAGUCUCAGCAGAAAAAUGCCAAGAAACAGGCAGAGAUGAAGAAGGGCAAGGGUCAUGAUCAGAAGACGUCGGCCAUGGCGGCCCUCGUGUUCACCUGCGCUGUGUGCAAGUCCCAGAUGCCCGACCCGAAGACCUUCAAGCAGCACUUCGAGAGCAAGCACCCAAAAUCUCCUCUACCCCCUGAGUUAGAGGGAGUGCAGGCAUAACUGCUCACCCUGGAUACCGAACUGAAUUUUUCCACGGCCCUGCACCAACUCUGCAAUUAUCUCCGUCUUACAGCAAUGGAUGAUCCGAUGUAAACAACAUGAAGCACCUCUCCUCAUUUCUGCUUUAACAGGCUGGAUUGCCCCCCCCCCCCUUCAAGUCCUAAUUUUUGCUUGUGUUUGAACACAUCAGGGCCUAAACACAGAUGUUGGUUUUGAUUUCAGGUCGCUGACAAACUUUCUAAUCCAUGUGGUGAAUGAAACUGUCGCUUCAGUCCCAUAGUUUCUCAGAACAAACUCCUUAUUGCCCACGAUGCGCUGUGGACAUAGGAAUAUUUCUCAUCGCUAGCUCUAUUACCUCUUUAACUGAAGCUUUAAUAGAUCGAGUGUGUGAUUAAACCUUUAUAGCCAGCAUGCCACAUGAGGUAAACAGCGUGCUUACAAAGCACAUGUCUGAAAUGGAUGAGAAAUAAUAUAAUUCUAAUUUUCCGUUUGUCGCAAGUGUGACCUAAUCUUUUUUUAUUGCUAAUCGAGUGUUAAAAUGGAGGCAGUGAGAUUUUCUUUUCUGAUACCAGUCCGCCCACUCUGCUGUUGGCCUGUUGUACUGCAUUCUUUCAUCUACGUAAUCACAACUUUAUGUCGGGUCAUAAAAAUAUGAAAUUUUCAUUUCCAAGCUGCUUCAUGAAAUACGACUUAAUAAAGAUUCACUGGAGCUUGUCAACAUUUGUACACUUGGAAAAAUGAAUCAUCCUCCAAUGAUGUAUUAUAGCAUUUGAUUAAAUUUUACUUUGUUGUAUA
Pleuronectes platessa (European plaice) is the source of this 1170-nucleotide messenger RNA. RefSeq names its product zinc finger protein 706 (gene znf706). The record is from RefSeq and is a predicted model, not a curated record. NCBI's taxonomy places the organism in Eukaryota, Metazoa, Chordata, Actinopteri, Pleuronectiformes, Pleuronectidae. The transcript is spliced from 3 exons. The coding region runs from base 145 to 375 and encodes 76 amino acids.